ACCAUUACUGCCAUUGGCGGACCUAGGCUUGGGCAACCUAGGUCACGUGACCCACUAAUAUUAAAAUAAUAAUAAUAAUAAUAAUUUUGAAAAAAAAAUAACGCUCUCUACUCUAUCUCUCUAUGGAAGUUGGAAAGCAGGGAAGUAGCAGCCAAAACACAAAACCUAAUCCCUGACUCCCUCUCUCUUCGGCGCAGCCACGCAGGCUGCAACCGGCCCACCAGCCACCGGCCCACCACUCCACCAGGUCAUCCGAGUUCCGACCACCGAAGACCGAACCCAGAUCCGUUCAUCCGUAGCAGAACCGAGUCAGUCCGUGGUCGCGGGGAUUCGGGGAAGAAGAACCGAGCAGCGUGAGUCGUGACCAGUCGCCGUUGAGCACCGAGGAAGAGGAGGAGCUGAGGAGCAGCGACUAGCCGAGCACCGACGGAGGAGUGGAGGAGGCGAGGACUCAAGGAGGAGCCGUCGUCGAGCAGUGCCUUCUGCCUAGGCUCGUGAGUCGUGAAUCGUGAUUUGAGUUUUGAGGGAUUUGGCACAUUAGCUCAAAACCAACCCCAAUACAAGAAUGUGGGUGAAACCAACAACAAUGUGACGGUAACAAAACAUGGUAAAAUUAACAUGAACUUGAGUUUACAAGUAGCCAAAAAGGUUCUAGAUAUUACACCAUCAGUUUACAGCAAAAACAUGGUUUGCUCUCCCUUUUCCAUUACCACCAUUCUCAACACCUUGGUCGCCGGCGCGAAAGGCAAAACAUUGGAGCAACUACUUAGCCUCCUUGAUUACAAUAACAUGGAAGAUGUCAAUGCUAUUGCCUGCAGAAUGGAGUCCAUUGCAAGAUCAAACAAUAUUCAUGGUAAAGGACCGAUAAUCGCUUCUGCAAAUGGAGUAUGGUUAGAUAGGAGAUUUUCUCUAAAUCCUUCCUACAAAGAACUUCUUCAAAGUUAUGCUUAUCAAACACAACUUAAGGUUGUGGAUUUCCAAGACCAGCCUGGACAAGCAGUGAAGGAUAUGAACUCAUGGGUGAAGGAACAAACAAAAGGGUUAAUACCACAAGUGCUUUCUCCAAAUCAUACUUUCAGAAAAGAUAUGACAAUGUUACUAGCCAAUGCGUUAUACUUCAAAGGAACUUGGGCUAAAACUUUUGAUCCAUCCAUGACCAAACCAGAAAAAUUCCAUCUCCUUAACGGAGAAACAAUUCAAGUAUCCUUCAUGCAAAAAUCAAAAUUUACCGAGAGUAGAUACUGUGGUGGUGAUGAUCGUCGGUACGAGUACGGCUCGUACAAGAAUUGCAAAGUUCUUAAGUUACCGUAUUUGGACGGUAAAUACGAUAAGAGAGCUUUCUCUAUGUACGUAUUUUUACCUAACAAAAAGUACGGACUCCCCGAACUAAUGAAGAGCAUCAAAUUUGACAACAACAUGUUUGAAAAAGGUCAAAUCAAGCUCGCUGAAGUUGAACUAGACCGGAUUUUAAUACCAAAAUUUAAAUUUGAGAGUACGAUUGAACUUUCCAACAUAAUGAAAACACUAGGGUUAACGCUACCGUUUGAGUUUCCCGGGGAGCUUACCGGGAUUUUAGACUCGACGAUAGAUGGUAGAUUGUUGUAUGUCUCGGAGAUCUUACAAAAGUGUCGUAUCGAGACAAAUGAAAAAGGGACAGAGGCUGCAUGUGUUAGCGCUAUGAGUGGAGGAUACGGAAGUAGGCCCCCCCGUGUUACACCACCCGUGGAAUUCGUUGCUGAUCAUCCAUUUAUGUUCAGACUUUUCGGGUGCUAUACUUUUCAUGGGUACGGUUCUUAAUCCUCGUCGUUAAGGAUUGAUCUAUGUCUAAAGAACGAAUUCAGUUUUAGCAAUAAUGUCUUGGUGUUUUUUUGGUAGUUCUAAUAGCAAGUGAUACAUUGAUAUAUUUACAUAAUAACAGUUGUGUUUUUUUUAUGUUAAUUUGCACCAUAAUUUACUUUACAAGUAUAAUUAUUACUACUUCUGGAAGCUCUUUGCUUUAGCUUUUUUUUAUUAGAAGCAUAAUUUAUUAAAUUAUAUGUUUGAUUUGAAAAUCAAAAUUUUUAUUUUGGAAGAAACCAAAACCAGUGGCUGGGUUUUUCCAAUUGAUCGUUUUAUUUUAAUUUUUAUUUUUUUUUAAUUAAAAUUACCGACCGUUCGGUCGGUAGGUUAUUUACCAACCACUUAAACGGGUAAUUUAACAACCCAUAAAUGGUAGGUAAAUUUUUGACGACAGUCGGUAAGGGUAUGCCGACAACCCUUUACGAUCGUUAGCGCUCGGUAACCAGUUUAACGACCACUGUUAAAUUUUGCCGACCGAUUUUGGCGGUCGUUGAAAUCCCGUUUUGUGUUGUAGUGUAGUAGUCCGAGACUUAAUCGUUCCUAUUUCUUGUGGUUGCAUUCACAAAGCUUAUCGUUUUUUUU
This is a messenger RNA of Spinacia oleracea (spinach), 2421 nucleotides long. RefSeq names its product serpin-ZX. The record is from RefSeq and is a predicted model, not a curated record. Lineage: Eukaryota; Viridiplantae; Streptophyta; Magnoliopsida; Caryophyllales; Amaranthaceae. Bases 619 to 1797 code for a protein of 392 amino acids. The transcript has 3 exons. Gene Ontology annotation, molecular function: serine-type endopeptidase inhibitor activity.